AUGUCGAUCGAAAUAGUUAAAAUAGCGAAGGAGCGCAACGUUCCGCUUUCACCCCUACUAACGUCAUUGGCAAUAAACAACCACUCGCCAUCCGAUCCGCUAUCGAUAGUGUCCCUCGCGUGCAAAAUACACAACCUGCCGUGCGUGUUCAGCCUUCCGCCCAGCCACACGGAGAAGGAAAUACUGGAGGCGCUGGAGUACAACGUGAACAUCCCCGAUACUGCGCAGAUCAUGGUCAACAUCUGUCAGGUUAUAAAUUUAAGCGAUAGCGAAAUGCUUUACUAUUUGGAGAGGCUGCUGGUUGUGCAUCUUGAUGACCGGAUAAAUGUUUUUAACUAUUUUGGACGUGGACAGGAUAUGUACAAGGUGUGUUUAGCGCUGCUGAAAGAGGAGGAUUUGGUGUUCUAUGAGAUUAUCAGUGCUGAGAGCAGAAGCAGCGAUGUCGAUGCCAUAAGAGAGAAGCUGAGGAGCGGUGUGAAGGAAGGUUCGUAUUAGGAGUAUAAAUAAAUGUAACACAUUGUUCUAGCA
Molecule: messenger RNA, 528 nt
Organism: Vavraia culicis subsp. floridensis
Lineage: Eukaryota; Fungi; Microsporidia; Pleistophoridae
Exons: 1
Coding region: 1-495 (164 amino acids)
Source: RefSeq, a predicted model, not a curated record